ACAUGAAAAAGGGCUUAAUAGUCCUUGCCUUCUUCCUCUUGCACGCCUCUGAUUUGGAAAGUAGAACGUCACCUCCCUUUGUCUGGAAAACAGGUCACUGGGGACGAUGUAUUGGUGACUGUGGUUCAGGUGGUGUUCAGAGCCGAGUAGUUUGGUGUGUACACUCAGAAGGCUGGACAACCCAUCAUUCAAACUGUGAACAAAGUGAUAGACCUGAAUGCCAGAGGAGCUGCUUUAAAAUAUGUGAUUGGCACCUUGAACUCUUUGAGUGGGAAGUUUCAGAAUGGAGCAUAUGCAUUCUAGUCCCUUUUGCCCACGGUGAAAUCAAACCAAGGACUUCAGAGUGUGUAACUGCACAGCAUGGAUUACAACACAGAACUGUGCAAUGUGUUCAAAAGUUGAAUAGAACAGUGGUUUCAAAGGAGAUUUGUGGAUAUUUUACUCCUCAGCCAUCUAUGGAACAAGCCUGUCUAAUACCUUGCCCGCGAGAUUGCGUCGUAUCCGAAUUUUCUGCCUGGUCUGAAUGUAGCAAACAUUGUGGAAAAAGUAUACAGCAUAGAACCCGUUUUAUUAUUGCUCCUCCACUCUACGGUGGAAGCAAAUGUCCAAAUCUCACUGAGUCCAGGAUCUGUGAGGUUUCCAUGUCCUGUCCUCAUGAGGAAGAGGAAUAUUCCUACAGUCUUAAAGUCGGACCUUGGAGUAAAUGCCGGUUGCCUCAUCUGAAAGAGCUUAACAUGGUUGGGAGAACUAUUCUGGAUUUCAGUUCCGAUUCAAUAGAGCGAAGCACUUUUAAGCUCGAAAUGGUUGAAAAUUUGCAACAUUCUCACAAAUUUAGGUCCCACUACAGCUCUAGGGCUUGGGAUAUAGAAAUUGGUUAUCAAACAAGGCAGGUGAGGUGCACAAGAAAUGAUGGGAAAAAUGCUAUAUUGAGCCUUUGUAUGCAAGAAGCCAUCCCUUUGACCUUUCGCUCCUGCAUUAUGCCUAAAGACUGUCAAACAUCAGGCUGGUCUUCCUGGAGCUCCUGUUCAAAGACUUGUUACUCAGGGGAUCUCUCACCAGGAUUCCGCAGCAGAAGAAGGAUUAUAAAGCACGAAGCUCUUGGAGCUGGCAGGGAAUGUCCUGAAACAGAAGAAAGAGAAGCCUGCAAUACUGAUGGUGGUGAAAAACAGCUUCAGCCUUGCCCAAGGUAUACUAUACCUUUGCAUUUCUCAUGUUUCACCAGAGUUGAUCUUCAGGUGCCUCUAGUGCAGUGA
Molecule: messenger RNA, 1253 nt
Organism: Thamnophis sirtalis
Lineage: Eukaryota; Metazoa; Chordata; Lepidosauria; Squamata; Natricidae
Source: RefSeq, a predicted model, not a curated record